This is a messenger RNA of Coffea arabica (coffee), 1821 nucleotides long. Lineage: Eukaryota; Viridiplantae; Streptophyta; Magnoliopsida; Gentianales; Rubiaceae. The record is from RefSeq and is a predicted model, not a curated record.
AACAUUCAUCAACCAACAACCUUCCAGGACACCAUGGCACGGCAGUAAAUGGAGUAUAUAUAUAUAUAUAUAUAUAGUAGCAAAACAAGACAAGACAAGAGACAGACUCACUCACAGUAACCUAUUUUAGUCAGAUUGAUUAAUUAAUUUCGGGUUAGUUUGGUUGUCUUUGUCUUCACUCUUCUGUAAUAAAUUGUCACUCAGCGCCGGUGUCGUCCUGUUGGAUUGUUACAAAAUAAUUGAGGAGAAAUAAUUGCGAGGUGGUGGAGUCACUAAUUCGUUGUCCUUCCAAUUCCAAAUCCUUUCUUUCACUGGAUCCUUUCAUUGUGGCUCUAGGUUUUGGUUGGAUGUGGCGGCCGGCAUGAAAGUGACGGAGCAGCCCGCAGAGGCUUUUACGAAAUACCGAAGGCUCGAAUCAUGACAAAGAUUUCCCCAUGAAAUUAAUUAAGCUUCAGAGGGAUACCACACACACAUAUUGCCCUCUUUUAACCGGUGCAUCAUUUCAUUUGAGGGAUGGAUCAUGGAGGAGGGCAUUUUCUGCUUCUCUUAUUUUUCUCCUCUCUUCUCUUCUUGAGUAGUGAAUAGUGAUUGCCCUUCUCAAGUACAGAGUACAGUAGUAGUAUAUAGUAGUAGCAACUACUCUCCGUUUUUGAAUUGUACUGCUCCGUUUCAACAUACUACUGUUACUGGUCAUGAGAAAAAAAUUCUUGCUUCAGUUUCUUGUAUGAGGUAGCAGAAAUCUAUAGGUCGAAACUCGAACGAACGUCCGACAAAUGACCUAAGAAAUGAUUUUCCUGGUGCCCAUUGAUCUAUAGAACCCAAUGGCCUAAAAAAUUAGCUAGCUGAAAACACCACCAUCUCCACGGUCCUGGAACCUCACCGGCAGCCCAAUGUAGAAAAAAAAAAAAAAGAAGAAGAAAACUCAAAUGCUGCUGACUGCUCUGCUGAGUGUCGACUGAGAAGGAAGGAAGGAGAGUAGAGAGAAGAAUGGUGGCCGCCGCCUAUUCGCCGUCUCAUCUCUCUCGCGACCCACACCUCUUCUGUAACUCUCUUUAUCCCACUCACCUCCACCAACUCGGAAUCAUCCCCCAUAACGCCCUCGCUUUUCAUCCUCUCAAGCCCCAUCCAAAACCUUCCCUCUCUAUACCGGCUUCCCAACAACAAUCCCCCUCAAUUUCCCAAAUUCCUCACCGCCCAGAUGCUAAAACCAUCUCUUCUUCCUCAAAAAGCUAUAUCUGGGUCAACCCCAACAGCUAUAUCGGGUCACUUGCACGACAGAGAGAGAGGAAGGGGACAAUUAACAUUGGAGGAGUCACUAAUCAGUCGAAGUAUACCCCCAGUUACAGUAGUUGAAAAGCCGAUGGCACUUGCACCACCACCACCACCACCAGCACCGACUUCACCUGAACCGUGCUCUCACCCGCCAGUUCCAGUGGGGUUCUGCUGUGUCCCAUGUUCGGAAGGGUACAACGGGGGGCCAUGCUACUAUGGUUAUGGGCGGCCCGCGCCCCCGCCGCCCUGUUAUGAUAGCUAUGGUUUCAGGUACGGGCAUGGGAAGGGAUAUACGGACAGCCGUUGCAAUUAUUUCAAUGAGGACAACACUGGGGGUUGCACGAUUAUGUGAGAGAGGAGUAGAGAAUUUGAUGGGGUGAUUUUACUGAUAUGAUGUGAAGAGCGUCCAAAUUAGUAAUCAAUUAAUUUUGUUUGGUGGGCGGUAAGAGCAAAUGCAUUUGAAGCAUUUAGUAGUAGUAUUGUGUAGUUAGCGCAAACCUUGAGAACAAUCUCCUGAACCUCUUCUUCCUUCUUUUCUUCUUUCUUGUC